Messenger RNA from Manihot esculenta (cassava), 792 nucleotides. Its product is annotated as thioredoxin H7. The transcript is spliced from 3 exons. The record is from RefSeq and is a predicted model, not a curated record. Lineage: Eukaryota; Viridiplantae; Streptophyta; Magnoliopsida; Malpighiales; Euphorbiaceae. Bases 55 to 489 code for a protein of 144 amino acids.
ACGUUCAAGCCACAGCAUUUCCUACAAAGUUAAAAAACAAAGCUCAAAGCUAAGAUGUCAGCUAUGGAGUUCGGUUUCCCAGUUCUUCGACGAGGAAGAACCAUGUCAAGGUUGUUUAGUUUUGAUCACUGCAAUGAAUUUUCACGCGCAAAGCCUGCAGCUCAAGUUGUGGAAAUCCGUUCAACAGAGCAAUGGAAAGCCUAUUUUGAUGCCUCCAAAGGAAACAACAAACUGCUGGUGAUUCAAUUCACAGCAACAUGGUGCGGGCCUUGUCGAUUCAUGGAUCCAGCCAUCAAAGAGUUUGCUGCUACAUACACAGAUGUUGACUUUAUCAAGAUUGAUGUGGACAAGUUGAUGUUGGUGGCUAUGCAAUUUGAGGCGAACUCAUUACCAGCAUUUGUGCUCGUGAAGAAAGGGAAAGAAGUUGACAGAGUUGUAGGGGUCCAGAAGUUAGAACUGCAGAUCAAGAUUGAACAACACAGGAUAUGAUUAUAUAUUUGCUAAUUAAUUAUAAUACGAUGCUUUAUGGCACUGGGAGAUCAUGCAGCCCUUUAAAAUCUACCAUAGAGACCAACUGAAGAUAAUCUACAGAAGAAAAAAGAAAAAUAAAAGUCAACAGACGAUGACCUUCGCCUUUUUGUUGAGACUAAACUAGCACGCACUUAAAUUUUGUUGCUAAAAUAUAUUCCCUCUCAAUUGUUGGACUUUGUAUCGAGUGGGUUCUUUAAGAAAAGAGAGAAAUUUGCUUAACCAUAUUCAGAAGUUUGAUCAAUAAACGAAUCUUAGGCUCUA